Molecule: messenger RNA, 2589 nt
Organism: Perca flavescens (yellow perch)
Lineage: Eukaryota; Metazoa; Chordata; Actinopteri; Perciformes; Percidae
Product: caspase-6
Exons: 8
Coding region: 135-1040 (301 amino acids)
Biological process (GO): positive regulation of neuron apoptotic process; apoptotic process; proteolysis
Cellular component (GO): cytoplasm
Molecular function (GO): cysteine-type endopeptidase activity
Source: RefSeq, a predicted model, not a curated record
AAUCGUGUUCUCCAGUUGUCACUUUGAGCCAAUGAGAUUCGGAAGGGGAGGAGCUACUUCCUGGCUCAUCGUUCUGGCUUUAAGGAAGCAAAUGCAUUUUUCAGCAGUGUCAGUCGGAGUGAAGAUCUGUGAACAUGUCAAACACGGUAGCAGACAGAUGUGGAGGAAGUGUUGCUAAAGGCAACACAACACAAACAGACAGUGCGGCAUGCACGGAGAACCUAACGGAGACUGAUUUCUUCAUAAGGAGCUCUUUAGCUUUGGAUCCUGCCGAGGAGUACAAGAUGGACAACAAACAACGAGGCCUUGCACUCAUCUUUAACCAGGAGCGCUUCUUCUGGCGCUUGGGGUUAAAUGACAGGCAUGGAACCAACGCUGACCGCUACAAUCUGGAGAAAAGACUGAAGGAGCUAAACUUCGAAGUGAAAGCUUACGAUAACUACAAACAGGAGGAAGUCUUAAAUAAAAUCAGUGAAGCCGCAGAAGCCAACCAUUCAGAUGCAGACUGCUUUUUGCUCGUCUUCCUGAGCCACGGCGAGAACGAUCACGUUUACACCUACGAUGGCAAGAUCAGCAUUCAGGAUAUCACCUCCCUGUUCAAAGGAGACAAGUGCAAGAGCCUCGUAGGCAAGCCAAAGAUCUUUAUAUUACAGGCAUGCCGCGGAGACAAGCACGACAAUCCAGUGACUGCCUGUGAUGUCGUGGACAGUGAGCUGAAGACGAAUGAGGUGGUGGUGGACGCUAGCGCCGUACACACCCUGCCUGCUGGGGCUGAUUUCAUCAUGUGCUACUCUGUGGCUGAAGGGUACUAUUCUCACCGGGAGACCAUCAACGGCUCCUGGUAUGUCCAGGACCUGUGUCAGCUGCUUCAAAUGUAUGGAGACUCCCUUGAGUUCACAGAAUUACUGACACUGGUCAACAGGAAAGUGUCGAUGAGGAGUGUUGGGAACAGUAUCGACUUGAACGCCAUUGGGAAGAAGCAAGUACCUUGCUUUGCUUCAAUGCUCACCAAGAAACUCUACCUUCGACCAAAAAAGUAACCGUUUAUAAAAGCUCAAUCAUAAAAUGAGCUGGUUUUAUACCUGGGAAACAGGGACUGGGAGAUUUUAAAGAAUGUUGGUGUUUUUCUUUAGUCCUCCACUCUAUUUUUGCUCAAACUUUAUUCACAUAUGCAUUGAAUCAUCAGUCAAAUGGCAGCCGUAGUAUUUUCAGUGAAAUCAGUGGUUAUAAAAUAACAGGAACAACUUGUAUUCACGUUUAUCAGUGUUUUAAGCCCCCAACAUCUCCUUCCAAGCAGCGAUGCCUGGAAGGCACUAGGAUUAGGCUCUGGUUAUGGUUAGGUUAGGGUUAAAACACAACGCCCGGGAUGGGCGCUGUGAGGGGCACGGGCACAAGGGGACUUCUUAAGGUUAGGGUUAGGUGCCUUGAAGUCAGUGGUCGCAGCGCUGCCUGGAAGGAGACUUUUCUGGCCUCAGGCCAUCACUCUACUUCCGAAACCUAAUGCCAUGCAUUUAUCAUGUAAAGUUUCUUCUGGAGAAACCAGAUUUCUUGGCUGGGUUUAACCCUGACCUGGUUUAUAAAGAGCUUUCAGUAUUUUGCAUUUGCAUGACAGAGAAUCAAAAGAGGGAAAGUAUCUGUAGAGGGUGAAGGAGAAAUCUGAUACUUGAUUGUCUGUAAAAAUCAAUUAAUUCAUCGAUCAACUGUAAACUAUGCUGCCUCUAUUUCUCACAACUCAAUCUUUUUCAUUUCCAAUACUAAUUUGCCCCCCAAAGUCCAAUGUAAGGGUGAUUUUAUAUUCCUGAAUCUAACUAAUUUAUAAAACUAUAAUGUGAUUUCUUUGCUUAUAUAUGACAGAAAUAUGUUGGCUCAAAUCAAGGGUAGUUUCUGAGACCAUGAUGUAUGGUCUUGUUGUAUUCGAGUGCAUUAUGUUUUAAGGUAUUCCUAUUAAUUUGUCCAACCAUUGUAAAUCAGUAGACAUUUUGCACUUUCACAAAAUUGCUUUUAAACUUCAGGAAUAUUAUGGGCCACGUUGUGGUGUUCUUGUCUUAGCAAUUUGUCACAUUUUGCUUGCUUCUUUAAUCCUGUUUAAACUACUGUAGCACCACACAAAUGUUGCCUUAUCUGAAAGCUUUCCUCAGACUCUGAGGAUGCUGGAAAUUUAAGAUGAGACAUGUGACAUAACAGCAUGACAGCCAGGUCAUUCAUGAUUUCGGUCACAUCAGGGUUUUUAUACAUUAUUAUCUCUCUAUAUGCACCUAGUGAUAUCUCUCAUCUCCGGGUGCCACAUAAACACGCUGUUUGUCUUCAAACUCAUUCCAUCAAAAAGGGAAUUUAUGUUUGUGCAGUUCUUUGUGUUGUAGCAGUUUACAGUACUACAUUUAAUAAUGCUUAUUUGCACCCAACAUGGCAACAAACACCUGUGUGGAAAGAACCUCAGGGAGGAGGCUGUACUGUGGACCUGUAACACAUGAUCUAUGACUCAGGAAAAACAAAGUUACCAGCAUACAUUGAUCCUGUAUUUUUGUGGUCUUACUGUUGUGACUGUAUAAUAAAAUCAGUGGGACAUUUUAGUUCCUCCCGUUACAGUGA